AUGGGAGAAAACAUCAAGAGCUCUGAGCUCGACGGGUCAAAGUACAGUCGCCAACAAUUGACGCCCGCGUUAACAGCGAUGAUCAGGCAAGUGUCUCUGACGUCGCCCGUAUCAUAUCUAAAAUUCCUGAACGGGAGUGCGCGAACGGUUAUUUUAAAGUCGUCUCAGACCGAAGCGACCGCGAUCCGUAUCGCCAAAGCGGGUUUCACUUAUCAGUUCCUAGCGGGAACGUCCGCCGAUAGCCGCCGCGGUCUAAAUGCGAUGGAUGAGAUAUUGAAUGCGUUUAAUGAUUUU
This is a messenger RNA of Iphiclides podalirius (scarce swallowtail), 294 nucleotides long. NCBI's taxonomy places the organism in Eukaryota, Metazoa, Arthropoda, Insecta, Lepidoptera, Papilionidae. The record is from the annotation of a GenBank genome assembly.